This is a messenger RNA of Psylliodes chrysocephalus, 1599 nucleotides long. The record is from the annotation of a GenBank genome assembly. Lineage: Eukaryota; Metazoa; Arthropoda; Insecta; Coleoptera; Chrysomelidae.
AUGCGAAGGAGACAACGACAUGUUAUACCGCUCAAAAAUUUGGAACGCAUUAAACAUAAAAAUGCGCUAAGAAAACAAUUUCAACUGGAAAAAGAACAGACAAUAGAACAAAAUCAAACUUCUACAGAUAAACAACAGCAACCGGAACAUAUGGAACUGCCUGCAUUCUCAGAAUCUUCUGAUACGGAUGAUGAGCAAGAAAAUAGUCUUCCUAAAUUAACUGAAGCAACAAUUCAUGUGCAACCAACAAAACAUAAAAGGACCCACUCCGACAGAUCCACGUCAAUGGAGACCGAUGGUUUUAAAUUGGCCAAGAAAACCAGACCUCUUGAUUUCAUGAAAAAUUGCAUUAAAUCACAAACAGUUAAAACUUCAAACAAAUUCCAACCCCUUUAUGGAGAAGACAUACAAGUGAUAGAAGAAAGUAAUGAUCAAUCCCAAAAUCGCUCACAACAAUCACAAAUCUCAAAUCAACAACAAGAACAACAACAUAAACAACAACAGAAACAGAAAGAACAAGCAAGUAAUAAAGAGGGAAAUCUUAAUAAAGGCAAACCACCUCCUAUUGUACUAAGCGGUAUUCUGGGGGAUAUAAAAAAUGUCAAAAAACACCUAGACGAAGUUAUCAAAGAAGGCUAUUAUAUAAAAUACACCAAAAAUAAUACCCUAAUCUUUAUAAAUAGCAUAUCAGAAUUCAAAAAAUUCUCAAAUGAAUUAAAAGAAAUUGAAAUUGAGUGGCAUACAUAUACGUUGUCGGAAGAUAAGCAGCAUGCCUUCGUGCUAAGAGGUCUGGAUUGCAAUCCUGAGCCAGAAGAAAUAAAAGAAGAACUCCAGGAAAUACAUCAAAUGACAAUUUACCAAGUAUAUAAAAUGAACACAAAAGGGAGACCCUUAUAUUUAAUAACAACAGACAAUAAAACAACCUUAAACUUUCUAAAUUCAAACAUAAAACAUAUCCUGAACACCAAAAUAACUUGGGAAAGAAGACAUAAUGAGAGAAAACUUAUCCAAUGUCGUCGCUGCCAAAGAUGGGGUCACGCAACUUCGAACUGUCAAAGAAAUCCAAAAUGUCUGAAAUGUGCUGCCGAUCACUGGACAAAAGACUGUUUAAAAACUCCUGAUACACCUGCUAAAUGUGCUAAUUGUCUAGAGGCACAUCCUUCAAGUUAUUCAAAAUGCCCCGAAUAUAUCAAAGUAUUAGAAGCAAUGGAAUCGAAAAAGCCAGUAUCUCUAAGACCGGCUCCUAUUCCUUCAGACAACCCAUGGAAAAUACGAAACACAGCCACAUCAAAUUACACAAAAUCAGUAGUUCAAGAACCUCCAAGAAUGGAAAACGACAACUUCCCACCUUUACCAUCGAAACAAAAUAAACCACGUGCCAGUAGCGGCUACACAGGUCUGACGGAUACAACUUCAGGCAUUGCAACAUUCACAGAUCUUUCUACCGAAUUCAAAAAGCUAAGUACACUAGUAAAUCUCAAUGGACUAUUGCAUGCUGUCAGAGAUUUAAAUAAUAUCAUGGCUAAAACCCCUGACGGGCCUGCAAAGUUCAUUGCGUUCACAAAUUUUAUUUCUUCCAUUGACCAAUAUAAUAUUUAA